AUGUCCUCACAAACACACGUCACCAAUGGAUCCAACACAACUGGUUCCAAAGGCAACCAGUCCAGUCCCAGCACCACCAGUAAAAUCACAUCAGCAACCAAUGGAUCCAACAUAACUGGUUCCAAAGGCAACCAGUCCAGUCCCAGCACCACCAGUAAAAUCACAUCAGCAACCAAUGGAUCUAACACAACUGGUUCCAAAGGCAACCAGUCCAGUCCCAGCACCACCAGGAAACUCACAUCAGCAACCAAUGGAUCCAACACAACUGGUUCCAAAGGCAACCAGUCCAGUCCCAGCACCACCAGGAAACUCACAUCAGCAACACAUGGAUUCACCACAACUGGUUCCAAAGGCAACCAGUCCAGUCCCAGCACCACCAGUAAAAUCGCAUCAGCAACCAAUGGAUCCAACACAACUGGUUCCAAAGGCAACCAGUCCAGUCCCAGCACCACCAGUAAAAUCACAUCAGCAACCAAUGGAUCCAACACAACUGGUUCCAAAGGCAACCAGUCCAGUCCCAGCACCACCAGCAACCAGUCCAGUCCCAGCACCACCAGUAAAAUCACAUCAGCAACCAAUGGAUCCAACACAACUGGUUCCAAAGGCAACCAGUCCAGUCCCAGCACCACCAGUAACACCACAGAACUGCCCCCGGCCCCGGCCAGCGGCAGCGUACCCGGAUUCGGGAUCGCUCUGCUGGUUCUGGCUGCUCUGAUUUUGCUGCUGUUCAUCCUGCUAAUCAUCGGACUGCUGGUGUGGUGCUGCUGCUUUAAGGGGCGCCACAACGACUUCGGUCCCUACGAAGAUCCGAACAACUUCCCUCUGUACACCACACACACUCGCUUCGAUGGGCCCAACGGGAUGAAAUACGCAGAGAUGGACAAGCCAAUGAAGAACCGGACCGGGACGUACACGGUCAACCAAUAG
This is a messenger RNA of Cyclopterus lumpus (lumpfish), 927 nucleotides long. RefSeq names its product putative protein TPRXL. The transcript is spliced from 4 exons. Bases 1 to 927 code for a protein of 308 amino acids. The record is from RefSeq and is a predicted model, not a curated record. Lineage: Eukaryota; Metazoa; Chordata; Actinopteri; Perciformes; Cyclopteridae.